AUGUCCUCCAUAGGCAUACGGAUCGACGAGGCUCUGUCGCUUGUAGACCAGGGUGACCAAGCAUGCGUUGGAAAGAACACGGAAGAUGAAGCCUGUGGCAAUUGUGGUGACGAUGGCAACGUGGAAGUUGAUAUGAAAUUUGGUUUAUUCGUUGAGAAUGAGCGCUCGGUACCGAGGAAUGUGUCGGAAGAUGAGUUCGAUUUUGAUUCUGCGUUCAGUUCCGAAUCUAACCAAGGGCUUACGGAUGAAAGCACUAUCGACCACCACGACGAACGAUCCAUGCCCGAUGGAGCAGUGGAGCGGGAAAGGCUGAAAUCACUCGAGGACGAGCAUGAGGUCUUGUCGUCGAACCUGAUUGCACUGACAUCGCAUUUCGCUCAGGUACAGCUACGAUUACGGCAGAUCGUAGAAGCGCCACCCCAGGAACGGGACUCGUUGUUGAAGAAUCUCGAAGAGUUUGCGUUCCUGGGCAUACCGGAAAUACAGCAGAACCCGGUGAAGCAAAACAUCCCCGAAAUCGUGGCCAAUCUCGACCGGAGUCCUGAGUCGGUGGAAAACCUACGCGAAAAGCAGCAGGAACUUAUCGAACAGCUGAAAACGCAGCUAAUGGAUCUGGAGCGGUAUGCGUACGAGUCUGGUGCAGGAAUUCUUCCGCAAACGAUCCUGCUAGAAAAGCAGAAGGUGAUCAUCGAGGAGAUAAAGAAAAAAAUUAACUUGAACUUGAAUGAACUGGACCUGCCACAGCUCACUUCGGAAGAUCUACGCCAGCAGGUGGACAGUGCGCUCGACGAGCUGGUAAAUCCGCUGAAGAUGAAAGAACAGCUGGUGACGCAGCUCAAAACACAAAUUCAAGAUCUGGAACGAUUUAUCGGUUUUCUGCAGACGAAUGAGAAGGCGGAAAUUAAAAAACGUUUCCUUGAGCAACAGCAACAAAAGCAACAGUGUAAAGAACUCUCCAAAGAACACGGUAGUAGAUCACAACACGUGACUGAUCGCCAAACGCUUUCACCGUCCGUAGUGGCCGGUCACAGCUCGGUGAACCAUGGUAGCAAUACUAACCAAGCAGCAACAAAACGGGAAUCCUUCAAUAGCAAGGCGUUCGGAUUGAUGGAUAAGGCCGGAACUUUGCUGCAAAUGUUUGCCCUGUCCCAGUUCAACUGUGGCAGUGAGCAUCGGAACAGCGAGGCCAACUAUCAAUCGAAAAUGAUGGCUCGUACACGGCAAAACUGUUGGGGUGAUAUUCGAGCAAGACUGGAAUACGACGUGCAGGAGAUUGCAUCUUUGGUGCUGGCGUUACAAAGCGAAAUAGCACCCAAGGAAGCGGACCAUAGCGAGGAAGACGAGGACGAUCCUACGCGUCCCACCCGUGGCAAUAGGAAGAACUACGAGCUAACGCUGCUGGUUCGCAAACGGUUGGCCAAAACUAUCCAAUGUUUGAUGCAGCAUGGUUUGCGUAGCAUUUCCGAAAGCGCAAGCCACAGCCUGGUUCCAUUCAUAUCGGGAUGCUUUUCAUCCACCGGCAGCAGUAACAGUGGCACCAAUCAUUCCAGCAUGAGCGGAAGAUCAAACGAAGGCUUCUAUCGGUCGGAGGUCAGACGAAAGAGUACGGGAGCGACUACCACUGCACCAAAGAAACAGACAUCGUGUCCAGUGGAGGACACGGCGAACUCGAACGUGGAAGACAAUCUGUUUUCUCAGCUCGAUGACGACGAAGACGACGAAAUGGAGCCCCAAUUCGACAGCAACAGUGUGGAGGAAAUGCAUGCCUGGGAGUUAUUGCUUGUGUACUAUAACAUCAAAAACGGCGAUCGUUACAACUCGACCCCGGCGAGAAAGUUGUCCGAAAGUUUCAACUUGGAUAUCGUGGAUGGUAGACCGUUAUCAAACAAACAGAGUCUUCUCAGUGCUAUUGGAUCGAUUGUUGCAUUACACAGUCCCUACAAAAGGAGCUACGAUUCGCAGUUUAAGGCAUUCAUAUGUGCCGGACUGAACGCCCAGAAGUUAACGCAAUGGCUGUACCUUAUAUUCCAGUGUAAGGAACUGGUCAGCUCCCAUUAUUCCAGCUGGAGCUAUGUGGCCAACACCGGUUUUCGUGAUGCUCUGAAAACACUGGAUCGCUUGACGCAGUAUCGUUUCGAUCUUCCAGUCGAUUUAUCGAUUCGUCAGUUCAAAAACAUCAAAGACGUGUUUAUGUAG
This is a messenger RNA of Anopheles marshallii, 2196 nucleotides long. RefSeq names its product RUN domain-containing protein 1. The record is from RefSeq and is a predicted model, not a curated record. Bases 1 to 2196 code for a protein of 731 amino acids. NCBI's taxonomy places the organism in Eukaryota, Metazoa, Arthropoda, Insecta, Diptera, Culicidae. The transcript is spliced from 3 exons.